AAACUCAGGAACUCGGUACUCCUCUUCUCCCUUCGCUCAACUCCAAACCGCGCAGCUCCUCUCUAUCUCUUCGGCUUCUGCAUCUCAGUUGACGAUGGAUUCAAACCAAGCUGCCAAGCAGCAUAGCCUAGUGGGCUCUGAAGCUGAUUCUCAAAGAACUCUGUACCCAUAUGUUACUGGGACGUCCGUAGUUGCUCUGAAAUACAAAGAUGGAAUUCUUAUGGCUGCUGAUAUGGGAGGCUCCUAUGGGUCUACCCUGAGAUACAAGAGUGUGGAGCGAUUGAAGGCUGUUGGAAAACAUUCUCUUCUUGGUGCAAGCGGGGAAAUAAGUGACUUUCAGGAGAUUUUACGUUAUCUCGAUGAGCUUAUCCUGUAUGACAACAUGUGGGAUGAUGGGAAUUCUUUUGGGCCUAAAGAGGUGCACAGCUAUUUAACUCGUGUGAUGUAUAAUAGGCGCAACAAGUUUGAUCCACUGUGGAACUCACUUGUUCUUGGUGGAGUGAAAAAUGGGCAGAAGUACCUUGGCAUGGUUAGCAUGAUAGGUGUAAAUUUUGAGGAUAACCAUGUAGCAACUGGGUUUGGAAAUCACCUUGCCCGGCCUCUUCUUCGUGAUGAGUGGCAUGAGAACUUGAGUUUUGAAGAUGGUGUUAAGUUACUGGAGAAAUGUAUGCGUGUACUUCUAUAUCGUGACCGGUCUGCUAUCAACAAGCUUCAGAUAGCAAAGAUCACAGAAGAGGGUGUAACUAUUUCACCACCGUACGCAUUGAAGACUUUCUGGGGAUUUUCUGCUUUCGAGAACCCAACAGUGGGUGCCGAGGGAUCUUGGUAGCUGCAAGAGCUGGAUAGAGCUGUCUUGCUGGCUAUCACGUUUUUAUUAUAACUGUGCUCGAGUUAUUUGUAAAAUUUGUUGGACUUCCAAGUUAAGCGGACCUUUUUGUCAUUAAUAGAAUGAUUGUCUAAAUUCACAAAUGCCCGACUGGUUUUUUUACAAGUUUGCUAAUCACAAGAAUUUGGCUUUGACCAGGAUGUCCCCUGCAA
This is a messenger RNA of Corylus avellana, 1038 nucleotides long. Its product is annotated as proteasome subunit beta type-4. The record is from RefSeq and is a predicted model, not a curated record. Gene Ontology annotation, cellular component: proteasome core complex. Lineage: Eukaryota; Viridiplantae; Streptophyta; Magnoliopsida; Fagales; Betulaceae.